AGGCUCUCUAGGAGACAGGGACCUUGAGAAAAAAAAUCUGGCAUCAGCAUAUACGUUGUGAGCUUUUCAUCAUUGGAGUGCCUGGCUGUUGCUCUGCUUUACUACUCUGAAUGUUUUCCAAACGGGGAAUCUGGAAGUUCAUCGUGGUAACUUUGUACAGAGCUUCACCUACAUGAAGAAUAUGAGGCUUUGGAGCAAAUAAGAGACCCUAUUCACACCUGCAGGCACCUGCAGAAGAGCUGGUCUGCCUCUGCUCUGCUGGCUCACUGGUGGGACCUGUGGGGUGUGGGUGCCUCCGGGUGACUGAAAGUGCUCUUCAUGUCAAGGUGAGUGAUGACCUCUAUGUAACACUGACAGGAGGCAGCAGGACAGGCUUUAGGUGAUCUUGUUGCCAGGAUCAAGCAGCUUCAGAGCUGGUUUCAUAGGGUGUCAUGGGCACAGAGAAGGGAUUUCUCCUUGUACUGAGCUAAUUUUCAUUGACCCGAUAAUGCUGGGCAUUUCCUCACCAUGCUGUGGAAGUCCUGCAUAAAAAGGUCCUGACAUGUCGUCUUUAAUUUUUCAAAUUCCAAAUUUCCAGAGAUGAAUGGGGGAGCAAAUAUCACACGGAGCUGAGAAAGAUAUGAAAUAAAAAUUCCCCAAAGUUAGCUAGAAAAUCCAGAUACUUGCUCUGGGUUAUGUUUUAGUCUACCAGUUAAUAUGCUCUUGCUGCCUGCUCAGUAAUUUGUCGGAAAUGGGGAAGAAGAAUCCAGACUUGGCAAGCUGGUGCUGCAGACAGAUUUUGUCAGAUGAAAUCCCAGUAGACAUUAGUCCAACAUCAACAGCUCCUGAGCUAUCACAUGGGAAUGCUCAAGGAGAUAAAACCAACAUCCUAAAGGGUGGAUCCUCUAUUUUAAGGGGCAGAGAAGGGAAUCUGGCUAAUGUAAAUUUUUCUUUUCUUUGUGGAGUCGUUCAGAGAAACGAUGGAAAAUGCUGGUUCCAAACACAGAUACAAUUCUGGCUUUUCUUGAAUUCUUCACUUCAUUUAAAGUUGCUUAACUUCUCUCUCUUGCCUUUUCCUACAUGUGAAGAGAGGUUAAUCCUAUCUGCCUUUACCUCAGAGGGAUUGUGAGGGCAGAGUUUGGAAAAGAAUUUGCCGUCUAUGCAAAGAAUCCACAAGUGACUGCAAGGGGAAAAAACCCAGACCUACCAUUGGGAAACUCCAGCACCAGUCGACUACUUUCUGGAAGUGGAGUGUUCUGUUACAUAAACAUCCUUGAAGCUUUGCAGAAGGGGUGACAUUCACAUGUGGGGCCUAACUAAUUGGGCUUUGUGUGUGAAGAACGGGGAUGGAGAGGAUAAGGAAGUGAAAUCCCCAAGGUGCAAGCUGGGCCUCCUUCUUCCCAUGGCCUGUACUGUUGCUUACGUGUUGAAAAGGGGUCUCGAAGCCUCCUGUACCACUGAGCCGAUGACUGGGAACUCUGUGGGCCCCGCGACCCAGCCUGCAUCCUAACUCUGCCCUCCCCAGCGGUCUGGGAGGCGUACUGCUCAGCCCAGCAGCCAGCUGCAACAGCCUCCAGCAGUCACUCAGGGAGCAUCCUUCUGCCCAGAAGCUGUUAAAGUCCCUUCGUACUAAAAUCUGCAUUAACUCAGAGAUCCUGGUCUAUUUAUGCAUAAAGAGCAUGUGGACUAUGUAGCUCUUGGCUGCUUCUGCAAACAGUGGGAGAAGGGGGCUGCUAACUUCAGGAGCUCCGAGUUGUUCCCUGGAGGAGUCUGCACCCUUCCACUGAUUAUGUGGGGAACCAAAAUCCCAUAGUUGCUGCUUUGAUCGAUGAAGUUAAGUGGCAUCAGCACCCCUCCAUCCAAAACUCACCUGAGACCCAGGGCCCGGUUCUCCAAAGCCCCACACCUUGUGGCAAAGUGGAGCUGCAGCAUGAGUUGAAAGUCACCACUUUGUUUUGCACACAUUUGUAAAGCUUUGUCGCUAGUCCCAGGCAAAGAAAAUAACCUGUUUCCUCCCCCAUCUCUUCAGGGAAAACUAUGUAUAGCACACAUGGAAAUAUCUUGAUAGUGUCUACUAUAAAAUUCACAUGUAUAUUUUUCUAUAUUUUAUGACAAGCACAGUAUAAUGGUCUGCAGGUUUUUCAUUCUGCAUAGCAGCUCUCAGGGUAACAGGUCAGAUUUAGCAAUUGGGAUGGCAGUGGAAGGAACAGAUUCACAGCCUGAAAGAGCCAGUGCUGAACUGGUUAGGAAAGAGUAAAAUCUGAAUUCCCGACUCUUUUUCUUUUCACAGCUGUUAAGAGUUCAGUGGGUUGAACUGCAAUCCUUCAAGUUCAUCUGUUGACUCCAACACAAAACUAUUAUAAACUGUGCCUCUAAAACACGUGAUGAAACAUUUCUUGAGAGCUAUUUAUUCCAACUGCAGCAGAGGAAAGUUUUCAGAACACCCGGCAUUUGGUAGAGGAAAGAUCUCUUGAGCUUUGCAAAAGGAGGAAUUAUUUGCAUACCGACGCUUUAGCUGUAGUAAAACACUUCCCAUGCUGAAGAUGGACCAUGCAAACGUGACCCAAGCCAUGCUUGAUGCUGAAUCCCGCAACAUGGAGAAGAACAACGGCAACGAGUACUUUUACAUUCUGAUCGUCAUGUCUUUCUACGGGAUCUUCCUGAUAGGGAUAAUGCUUGGCUACAUGAAAUCCAAAAGACAAGAGAAGAAGUCCAAUUUGCUUCUGCUCUACAAAGAUGAGGAGAGAGAAUGGGGGGAAGCUGUGAAGCCUCUACCAACCAUAUCGGGGCUGAAAUCUGUCCAGAUCCCCAUGAUGCUGAACAUGCUGCAGGAGAGCAUGGUGCCGUCCCUGUCCUGCACCAUCUGCUCGAUGGAAGGCAGCAGUGUGAGCUCCGAAUCCUCCUCCCCAGACGUGCACUUCACCAUCCAGGAGGAAGUGCUGGAUGCUGAACUGGGGGAAGUGUCAGAAACGCUUCUCAAUGAGAGCAGCGAGGGAUCUGCGGAAAACAUCCACAAGAACUCCUAGCACUUGCAUGGCUCCCUUGAUCAGCUGCCAGAGUGUGAGUGGAGCUCCCACUAAGAACUUGUGGUUCUACUUUCCUGCUCUCCAAUGAACUGUGAACAGGUAUCUGUGCCCCUGGGCCCGAGGUCUUCCUGAGAGCUGGCAGGACAAGCAAGCAGUGGUACCCAACUCCAAAGUGUAACUUGCACAUAAUUGGGAUGCUUCAUUUUAAUUUUUGCAUUAUUAUUAUUUCUUACUGUAGGAGCUAAGAACGAGGAGAAUAUAUAUAUAUAUUUUCUAAUGAGGUAACUAUUACUGGCAUGUCUCUGCAUAUUUCAGGUUUCUGCAAAUAUCUGGGAAAUGUUUAGGGAAGUUACCCUAACGCAAGUGCCUGGCUGUUACAUGAUGGGUGAUGCUCAUUCACACAAAACUGUGAUAGACUAGAAGUACUUUUACUGUGUUUUUCUUAUAACAAACCACAGCCAACAGCAGAUAUGCUCAAUGCGGCCUCAAAAGCUGAAAAUCUGUCAAUGCUGUAGUGGAAGGGAGAGUGCAGCAUGGCUGGAAACUGACUUUAGGGACAGAAGAAUGAAAGAAAAAGAAAAAAAAAAAAAGCACUGAAUUUCUAGGUUUGUAAAGCCCAGUUUCAGAUCCAUACCACUAUAUCUAUCUUUGCUUAAAUUGUACCUGUACUGGCUGGAUCAGGUUCACCAACUUCUGCUGCAAUGCAGCCUUUGACUGAGUUACUAGUAGGAAAAGUGGUUUUAUUUUUCGCUUUUGUAUUUUUUAAAGAUACGUACAUUUGAUCACUAAAGGCAAAGAUCUGUAAGUUAAAGAAGACAUUAAAAGAUCUUUGUUACAAGAUGUAAGAUGUAGAAAAGCUUGAACAAAUGCUGCUUUGUUACACCCCCUUGAAAAAUAGGUGGAAUUCGGGAUAGAAUUUAACCUAGCAGGGGUGAAAUCCUGGCCCCACUGAAUUCAUCAACUGAGUCCUCCUGACUUCAGGGGACAUGCACAAGAUUUUGUGCUUCUCUGUUGGAGUUAAAUUCUCCAUUUGAGGUCAGUACAACCGUACCCAUUUACAUCAUUAAAGAAUCUAGACUUUCUGCUCUAUUUAAGCCAGUGUAGAUAAACAUUGCAUCACAUCUUUUUUUUUUUACCAGCUCGCAUGUGACACAUGCAUUUCUAUAAAGUCAUUAGUAACUAGUUUUUAAAACCACCACAAACUUCCCUCCCCUAAUUUAAUGGUACUGUGAUUUUUUCAAAUGCUCGUGAAAUUAGUUACUAAAUUUUUGCACUGUUAAAAAUGUAAGAAUGCAUAAAAAUAAAAGAAUAAAUAUUUCAAUCAUACCUUAUAUUUUAUAAUAACUUAUUACAAUGUUUGGAUUAGUUCUGAAGCAUGAGGGCUGAAGAGCCUGAAUCUAAAGCAUUGCACGGCAAAAUGUUUGCAAAAUGUCUCCACAUAUUUCCUGUGCUAAAAUAGCUCUGUGAUUUAUCCACUGGCAUUAGAGCUUGAGAGACAGCUUGAAAAACAUGAACGCUGAACAGCAGAAACGAACUGAGGCAAGAGUCUGCUGUACUUCUGCCGUUUAGAAGGGAGAACUCUGCUUUUGACUUGGAGGGUUAAUAUGAUGUAGCCUACAGAGGUAUCACUGUCUCUCUCUAAAGGCAGCAGAACAAAGGCUCCAUUGUGCUCAGAAAGGCCUGAUUUGGUUCAGAUUGAAGGCAGUGGGAGUUUUUCCAUCAACUUCAGUGAACUUUGGAUCAGACCAUAUAAAGCUUUUUGGUAGAUUUACUCCAAAAGGGGCUGUUUUAAGUUUGAAAGAAGCCAAAUUAAGUUUGGCACUUUGCCUGGAAUCACUUGAAUCCUGAAACUUUCCAAAUGAGAUUGACAUGCACGAGUUGUCACAUUUUCCAUUGCUUUCUCCUUCGUCAUUUUACUUUUGGUAUAAAUGUAUUUGUAUCUGUAAAAAAACGAUGUAUAUAAUUCCUAACAUUGAGUUGUAUAUAAUUGUCUCAUGUAUUUAAAGUUUAUUGUUUCUACUGGCACAAAUUUUUAUUUAAAUAAAGAAACACGUUUCCUGGAAAA
Molecule: messenger RNA, 5070 nt
Organism: Aquila chrysaetos chrysaetos
Lineage: Eukaryota; Metazoa; Chordata; Aves; Accipitriformes; Accipitridae
Gene: KCNE4
Product: potassium voltage-gated channel subfamily E regulatory subunit 4
Exons: 3
Coding region: 2514-3005 (163 amino acids)
Biological process (GO): regulation of ventricular cardiac muscle cell membrane repolarization; potassium ion export across plasma membrane; ventricular cardiac muscle cell action potential
Cellular component (GO): membrane
Molecular function (GO): transmembrane transporter binding; voltage-gated potassium channel activity involved in ventricular cardiac muscle cell action potential repolarization; potassium channel regulator activity
Source: RefSeq, a predicted model, not a curated record